This is a messenger RNA of Akanthomyces muscarius, 1338 nucleotides long. RefSeq lists its product as uncharacterized. The coding region runs from base 1 to 1338 and encodes 445 amino acids. NCBI's taxonomy places the organism in Eukaryota, Fungi, Ascomycota, Sordariomycetes, Hypocreales, Cordycipitaceae. Gene Ontology annotation, molecular function: tRNA-guanosine(34) queuine transglycosylase activity. The record is from RefSeq and is a predicted model, not a curated record. The transcript is spliced from 2 exons.
AUGACCUCUGCAGAUGGCAGCCGAAUGGAGGGCGUAGAAAUGGCUGCCGCACGCACACUGUUCACCUCGGCCGCCGUCGAGGGCACCGCCGCCCGCCUUGGCCGUCUCGCCCUGCCUGGGCGCGCCGCCUUUGACACGCCCAACUACACGUCCGUCGCCAGCCGCGGCGCCGUGCCGCAUCUGACCCCGGACAAUAUGACGAAAUAUGUCUCGCCGGGACCUGUAUACAUGGCUCUGGAAGACUUCAUUGAAAAGAAGCAGCCUCCGCUGUACAAGACACCCGUGACGCGGGAAAACAGGCUGCACAGCUUCACGGGUCUGCCCCUAGAUAGCACCACCAUUCUCGCCGCCCGGCGCAGCCAGACCGUCACCACGCCCACGGGCAACACGGCCAAGUCGGUCACGCUCUUCACCUCGACCGGCUUCCGCAGCCUCAGCAUCCCAGAGUACGUCGAGGCCGCCGCGCUGCUCCGGCCGGACAUUGUCGUGCCCCUCGCCGACCUCCUGCACAUCAGCGCCACGCCGCCGUCCAAGAAGCUGGUCCGCAUGGUCGACAGGACGGAGGAGUGGGUGGGCCAGUUCCUGACGGCCACGGAGCCGACGGACGGCGGCGCGAGGCCGAGCGCAGUGUUUGCGCCGGUCCUGGCCGUGGAAUACCCGCUGCAGUGGGCGUACCUCCAGCACCUCGCGGAGGAUGUGCGCGGGUCGCUCUCUGGUCUGGCCAUAUACGACACACAGCUCCUGGCAGACAUUAUACCAAACUACGAGCCGCUUCGCGAACUGCCGCGUUUGUCCCUGGAUCCCCCGAAGACGCCGCAGCAAGUGCUGAAGCAAAUCGCGCUCGGUAUAGACGUCUGCGUCUUGCCAUUCAUCAACGCCGUCUCCGACUCUGGCGUCGCCUUUACCUUUACCUUUCCUCCUCCGUCCUCCGCCGACACCCCGCAGCCCCUGGGCGUCGACAUGUGGUCCGAGGAGCACGCGGCCGCUCUGCAGCCGCUCAGCGCGGGCUGCCAGUGCUACACCUGCACGACGCACCACCGCGCCUACCUGCGGCAUCUGCUCAACGCAAAGGAGAUGCUGGGCUGGAGCCUUCUGCAGGUCCACAACCACCACGCGAUGGACGCCUUCUUCGAGGGCGUCCGCGCGGCGCUGCGGGACGGCACGUUUGCCGCGGCGGCGGAGCGGUUCGUGGCGCUGUACGCGGUGGAGUUUCCGGAGGGGACGGGCGAGAGGCCAAGGGCGAGGGGGUAUCACUUCAAGAGCGAGCACGGCCAGGAAAAGAUUAACAAGACGACAUGGGUCGAUGUCGAGGCUACGCUGGCCAAAACGGAAGCAUAA